This is a messenger RNA of Ostrea edulis (European flat oyster), 3370 nucleotides long. Its product is annotated as methionine--tRNA ligase, cytoplasmic-like. Lineage: Eukaryota; Metazoa; Mollusca; Bivalvia; Ostreida; Ostreidae. Gene Ontology annotation, molecular function: methionine-tRNA ligase activity; ATP binding. The transcript has 25 exons. The record is from RefSeq and is a predicted model, not a curated record. Gene Ontology annotation, biological process: methionyl-tRNA aminoacylation. Bases 102 to 3104 code for a protein of 1000 amino acids. Gene Ontology annotation, cellular component: aminoacyl-tRNA synthetase multienzyme complex; cytosol.
ACUUCUCGCUAACGUGUUUCGUGGGCGCUGACAUAUUGACAUCCUUCGCUCUCUACUAUUUAUUAAUCGCUGUGGAUGAUGAAAGUGGAUCACUAUUAAAAAUGAAACUCUACACUGAUCAAGGAAAUUUCAAAUCUCUGAAAGUGCUCGCAGCGCUUGAAUUGACUGGAUUGACUUUUACAUUCACGGAGUGUGGUCACGAAGAACGAGUCGCACCUUAUCUGUCCUGUACAACCCUGCCUGUCCUAGAAGUCAGUCCUCAGAGAUUUAUUUUCUCACCUAACUCGGCCACUAGGUACAUACUGAACAAGAAGUAUGAAGAGGAGGAUCCAAAUGUAGACAAGUGGUUGGAGUGGGAAAGUUCACAAUUCCAGCCACACCUAGUCCGGUAUCUCGUCAGCGUGCUGGUUCACAGGAAGGCAGACACGGAAUCCCUCAACAGAUUACAUCAACUCCUCAAGUUCCUUAAUACUGAACUCAAAAAUAAAUCACUGAUCAAGGGAAGUGACUCCUCUGCUGCAGAUUUUGUCCUGUGGGGCUCCCUGUAUCCUCUGUUUAAAGGUGCUGCAGAAAUUAAAGGUUUGGAGAGUCAGUAUUCUAACAUUAAGUCAUGGUUCAAUGCUCUGAAUAACCUGCCAUGUUGUCAGGCAGCCCUAACUAGAGUGGUGCCAGGAGGGGACACCACCUGUCUAAAGGCAUCACUGUCUGCUCAGCCCGUGCCUCUUUUGGAGCAGGAGGCCAGAUCAGAGGAGUCCAUCCAGAAAACGAAGCCUCAGAAAAAGAAAAUGGAAAACGCAACAGAGAACACCACAGCUGAGGAAAGUCUGCUCACAAAGGAAGCCUCAACAGAGGAAAUUCAGUCUGCCAAAGAAUCGUGGAGGACUGGCAAAUCAAAGUGUCCAAAGCCCAGGGAAAGAAAACACCCCAUAUUACCUAAAUCAGGGGAGAGGAAUCUUUUGAUCACCAGUGCUCUCCCUUAUGUAAAUAACGUUCCUCACCUUGGAAACAUCAUAGGAUGUGUUCUCAGUGCCGAUGUCUUCUCUAGGUACUGUCGAUUAAGGAACUAUAACUGCCUGUACAUUUGUGGGACAGACGAAUACGGAACAGCAACGGAGACAAAAGCCAUUGAGGAGGGCCUCACCCCCAAGGAGAUCUGUGACAAGUACAACAAAAUCCACAACGAAAUCUACGAGUGGUUCAAUAUUUCCUUUGAUAAGUUUAGUCGUACCACAAUACCAGAACAAACCAGAAUUGCACAGGAUAUUUUCUGGAAGCUGGAGAAGAAUGGAUACAUUCUCAGGGACAGUGUAGAACAGUUGCAGUGUCAGAAAUGUUUAAGGUUCCUUGCUGACCGCUUUGUAGAGGGCACAUGUCCCCUCUGUGGUUAUGAUGACGCCCGCGGUGACCAAUGUGACGCAUGUGGUAAACUACUGAACGCAGUGGACCUGAAAGACCCCAAGUGUAAAGUGUGUCAGGGAAUACCCAUGGUCAAGUCCUCAAGACACUUGUUCCUGGAUUUACCCAAAAUAGCGAGUAAACUCCAGACUCACCUUGGUAAAGAGUUCGGUAGAGGAAUGUGGACAAACAAUGCUCGCAUCAUUACCAACUCCUGGUUACGGGAUGGACUGAAACCUCGCUGUAUCAGCCGUGAUCUCAAGUGGGGCAUACAAGUACCCCUAGAGGGAUUCACAGAUAAAGUGUUUUAUGUGUGGUACGAUGCCCCGAUUGGAUACAUAUCAGCGACCGCUUCCUACACUGACCAAUGGGAACAGUGGUGGAAAAAUCCCAAAAAGGUGGAACUGUAUAAUUUCCUUGGUAAGGACAAUGUCCCCUUCCAUACAGUGAUAUUUCCCUGCACCUUACUGGGAGCUGAAGAUAACUACACCAUAGUCAACCAUAUGUCUGCUACAGAAUACUUGAACUAUGAGGAUACAAAGUUCUCCAAAAGCCGGGGGACAGGGGUGUUUGGUCAUCAGGCUAAGGAGACGGGAAUCCCUGCCGAUGUGUUUCGAUUCUACCUCUUGUAUGUACGGCCAGAGUCACAGGAUAGUAGCUUUAGCUGGGAUGAUUUUCAACUGAAAAACAACAGUGAGCUCUUAAAUAACUUGGGAAACUUCAUCAACAGGGCUUUAAUGUUUGUCAGUAAUAAUUUUGGGGGAGAGAUUCAGAAGAUGAAUUUGACAGAUGAAGAUUUCCACCUGCUGGCACUAGUGAACAGAGAACUGCGCACCUACAUAGAAAAUAUGGAACAAGUCAAGCUCCGAGACUCAAUAAGAAAUAUUUUGAGUAUAUCAAGGCUGGGGAACCAGUACAUGCAGUUCAACAAACCCUGGGUCCUGGUGAAGGGCAGCGAUACAGACAGACUCCGAGCAGGAACAGUGGUCAGUCUGUCAGCUAACCUGGCCACCCUGCUGUCCAUACUUGUCCAGCCCUACAUGCCGAUGGUCAGUGCCACUAUACAGGGGCAGCUGAAGACACCAUCUGACUGUAAUGUCAUCCACCAAGAGUUUGUGUGUCACUUACCGCCCGGACAUAAGAUAGGCAAGCCCAGUCCUUUGUUUGAGAAAAUAGAAUCUGCCAAAAUUCAGGAAAUGAAGAAAAUGUUUGAGGGAAAAGGUGCUCCACAGAAACCCACCAAGCAGACUAUCUCUGCCGGUGCUGAGGAUAUUCAGAAGCUUACUGAUGAAGUCGCGGCUCAGGGAAAGUUGGUGAGGGAGCUGAAAGCACAGAAAGCAGAUAAAGCUGCAAUAAAAGAGGAGGUGGAGAAACUACUAGCUCUAAAGAAACAGCUGGCAGAAUUGUCAGGGGAAAACAUUUCAGGGGGAGGAAAACAGAACAACAGCCAAGUGAAGAAGGAAAAUAAAAACGUCAAACCAUCUCCUGUAAGUGGAGCAGUGGACAGUGCAGAGACAGAGAGACUCACUGAGGCUGUUUCUAAACAGGGAUUAUUGGUGCGGGAUCUGAAAUCCCAGAAAGCAGAAAAAUCCCAAAUUGAUUCUGAGGUGGCCAUUUUAUUGGAUCUGAAGAGACAGCUGGCUGUAGCUCAGGGUCAGGAUCCAGAGGCCCUGACAGGGGGAAAGGGCAAGAAAGGGAAAAAGAAAUAAUGAGAUUAGAUUGAUUAGGUAUACUUAGGCUUUGAUGUCAGAACAGAAUUUAUCUGUAUACCAGCUGCAUAAGAGAUUGGAAGAGGAACAGAUGUGAAGCAGUGAAUAAUUAUGAAAUUAAUUGUUGUUAGAGUAAGAUUCAAGGUAAAGAAAAACAUUGUGUUCACUUUGUGCUUUGUUGAUAAAUGUACCAAGCGAAAAGAAUUUCAUUAUGAUAUGAAAUGGAUUGUAUUUACAUGUAUUAUUUUAUAAACAUAUUUCUUGAA